AUGGCGUGUGGGCCAGGAGAUCUCCAGGGCUUCGCAUCACCGUUUUCUUUUGGAAGACUUGGGACUUCCCUCUUUGUGGAAGAGCCCUGGUUCUGGGGCUGCGGUCACACCAACAUGUCCUGCAGGGUGGUGAAGGGGAAAGUGGUGGAGGUUGGCAAGUGGCCCUGGCAGGUGAGCAUCCUGUUCCUGGGUGCGUACAUCUGCAGCGGUUCCCUCAUCCACCACCAGUGGGUGCUCACGGCCGCGCACUGCCUGCAGAGGUCCAUCGAUCCCAACCAGUACUCCGUGAUGGUGGGGGUCCAACACCUCCCAGAAAACGGCACUCAGCUCCCACUCUCUCGCAUUGUGGUUCACGAGAAUUUCAAGAACCUCAUGUCCAACGACAUUGCCCUCCUGAAGCUCAGGGACCCCAUCUACUGGUCCCCGCUCGUCCAGCCUGUCUGCCUGCCUGCCAUCAAACUCGUGCCAUCUGUUGGAACCUUGUGCUGGAUGAUCGUGUGGGGACGUCCUAAUAUACAACAGACCCCAAAGGCCCCCUACAGUCUUCAGGAGGUGGCUGUCAGGAUCAUAAACAAUAGGAUCUGCAAGGAGCGGUACCAGUUCCUCUUCCUGAAGGACCGGAAGACAUUCAUUGGGAAGGACAUGCUGUGUACCAGCUCAGAAUUGGGUGUAGACUCUUGUCAGAGUAACUCCGGCAGCUCCAUGGUCUGCCAGGUGAACAAGACCUGGAUUCAGGUGGGGGUGGAGAGCUGGAGCUACAGCUGCAAACAGCACCACUUCCCGGACAUCUACACCAACACAGCGCACUUCACCCAGUGGAUCCAGAAGCAGAUCACUGACGUGAGGUUCAUCAGCAGGGACAGCCUCGCCGUGCAGAGCCCCGGCUUCCUCGCUGGCUACCUCCUGCUGGGCUCCUUGGGCUCCCUGUGGCUCCUGUGA
Pteronotus mesoamericanus is the source of this 939-nucleotide messenger RNA. Its product is annotated as putative serine protease 46. Bases 1 to 939 code for a protein of 312 amino acids. The transcript is spliced from 5 exons. Gene Ontology annotation, molecular function: serine-type endopeptidase activity; threonine-type endopeptidase activity. Lineage: Eukaryota; Metazoa; Chordata; Mammalia; Chiroptera; Mormoopidae. Gene Ontology annotation, cellular component: endoplasmic reticulum. Gene Ontology annotation, biological process: proteolysis. The record is from RefSeq and is a predicted model, not a curated record.